GCCACUUUGAAACUUAUUUAAAUACCCACUUUCCCCUUUGGCUUUCACAAUAUUUCACCACUUUGUUAAUAAUACAAAGCAUUAAGCAUCUGAUCGACGCAGUAGUCACUAGUCAUGGCUGAUGAUCCGAAGUUGAGCAUGAAGCUCCUGAUAGACCACAAAGGCCGAAGGGUCCUGUUUGCCGAAGCAGGUAAAGAUGCCGUUGAUUUUCUAUUCAGCAGUCUGUCGUUGCCUCUUGGUGCUGUCGCAAGCCUUAAAAAUUGGAAAGACACGGUUUGGAGCAUUGGGAAUCUGUACCAGAGUGUUCAAGAUUUGAAGGAUCUGCAUAUGAUCCCCAACGAAAAGAUGGACUUUCUUGUGAACAAAGUAGUAGCCACAUACCCUACUACUGCAAAUUCUAAUUCGCCUCCACUGUUAUUGAGUACCGAUCAAUCUUCAUCAACCGAGAAAUCCUACUACAAGUGUGCGUACUUCGGUUACAGUAAUUGUCGUACAUAUGUGACUCUUGACCCCAAAUCCGUUUGUCCGUAUUGCUCGACGGCGAUGUCCUCUCCGCUGACCCUUGUUCGUCCGACCAAUGAAGGGUCGUCGUUGUCUUCAUCGUCGUCUUCUUAUUUUAAGAGUGGUUUUGUAAAGGAUAGUGUGACUUACAUGAUAAUGGAUGAUCUGGUGGUGAAGCCUAUGUCUACCAUUUCUAGCAUUACUUUGUUUAACAGGUUGAAUCUCAAAGAAGUUGAUGCGCUGGAAGAGAAGACGGUCAAUCUCACCAUUGAUAAGGGUUGGAAGUUGCUGAUGGCCGCGUUGCAGACUAAGAAAGUGCUAACAAAUGUUUUCUUUGAAGAAAAGAUGGUGGUUGAAGAGGAGAAAUCAUUGGAGUCAGUUGAGUGAUGUCAUUGUAAUUUGUGAACUUUACAUAGGCAAUGCAAGGUUGGGAAUUUAGUUAAUCUUCAGUUUUCUUGGCUGCAGUGAUGAGUAUGUAUUUGUUGGAAACUGUUUUGGAAUAUCUCAGUAAUGUUUUAGUUGUUGUUUUCUGGGUGGUCAAGUUAGGGGGUUUGAAUCCUUGUUCAGAUGUAACAUUUUGGGAUGAAUCUAGUGUGUGUUUUCUGUUUGAAUCCUUUUA
Molecule: messenger RNA, 1120 nt
Organism: Tripterygium wilfordii
Lineage: Eukaryota; Viridiplantae; Streptophyta; Magnoliopsida; Celastrales; Celastraceae
Exons: 2
Coding region: 115-888 (257 amino acids)
Source: RefSeq, a predicted model, not a curated record